GGAAAGGUGGGAAUCUGAAAGGUGGGAGAACUUGCCAGAGUGAAGUAAAGGAGGCAAGAAAGGUGCUUUCUCUUCUGCAAAGCCCCCUAGGUCAGCAUCAUGAUACCAUCCACUUUCGUCAACUCUUAUGUCCAGAUCCCUUCUGUGAGGUGUGUAAUAGCACAACGGCUGAGGUCAAUCGGCUGCUGUUCUCAGAGGCCCUGGAAGAUGCUACUCCCUCCGUGAUCCCCUUGGUUUCCACAGCUCCUGUGACUGACUCAUCCUUCACUUCAUUCCCUGACUUCUCAGCAGUCCGUUCAGGAGACCUAUUACCAGUGCCUUUGCCUGAGCCUUCCCCACCCCACCCCACUAUCUUCUCACCUAACCCAGUGACCUCUUUAGCUGACUUUUUCUUACCCUCACCCCCCGGGCAGUCCCUGCCACUAGAGCCAAAUACCUUGGAUUCUGAAUUCCCAGUGACCCAUUCCAUACCCCAGCCCCUCGCCUUUCCCCCUCUCCUACUACAUGACAUUCAGAAAGGGGAUCCUGUCGUCCAACUAGAGGCCACUUUACCUCUGAAUACCAUCUCUGCUCUUGACCCCACCAUUUCACAAGAUAUCACCCUCUUACCAAAUCUGUCCCAGGCAAGGAAUCCCACUGAUUCGUUUGCUUGUCAUCAUACACCACCAACCUUGUCUGUUUUACCACCGCCAGACUGCACUUUAACUGUGACUCAAUCUAAAUCAAUGUCCAUCUCAAUGAAGCCUGAUCCUGUGAAGUCAUCUCCAGAUAGCCCUGGCUCAGGCCAAGAACGUGUACCUUCCCACAUCAGCACACUCCAAUUUUCAGCAAGAGCAAGUUUACCUCCAUCUACCAGAAACCUAUCUCUGGAGAGACUCUGCUACUAAGCACAAGGAGGUCAGUGCAAUUUCUUUCCCUGGCCUUCACUUCCAGGCACUCUUGGAGAGAGAAAUGAAGAAUAGAAUGGCUUUCCAGAUUUUAAAGAAGAAAGUAAAAGAGGAGGGGCCAUUUUCCAAACAAAUGUGGUCAGAAUACCAAUGGACAUCUGAAGGGAAUUUGCUGCAGCCAUUUGAUGUACAGGUCACCACAGCCCCCCAAACUGGCUGGAAUAUUGAAGGCAAACCAGAGCAGCUGCACAUUUAUCAGCAGCUCCUCCACGUCAAGUCUUUGGGGGAGAACUUGCCUCAGAAAUAUAGCCAAUUCUUCUGGGGUCUUCCUUCUUUGCACAGUGAGUCCUUAGUAGCCACUCUCCUGUUUUCUAGUAGUACUUCCCCACUAGGGUCUCACUUUGUCUUAUUCAAUGGAAUUCAUAAUACCUCUGCAGUCAAAAUGCACAAUCUAGUAUCUGCACCACUUUCUCGUUCCCAUCACCUUCCUCUCCCCAGUGUACAUCUCCAACCCUUGCCUCAAACCCUGUUCCAAUCCCAGCCCCUACCUUUCACUCAGGUGAACACCCAGGCCCAUUUUCAAUCCCGCCUCCCAAUCAUACCAUCUUCUUCAUCCCAGGUUAGGGACUGUGGAGUGUCUUUCCAUAGAUCCAAGAAUGAGUCAGACUCUCAUACCUUGACUGAACAUCAACACCUGGAAUGCCAUCUGUUGCAGAAGCAACAGGAAAGCUUGUGGGGUUUAGUCCCUGUGUUCCAGAAAUCUCAAGAAACCAUUUGUCCUCGAGCUCCCAACCUUCCAUUGGUUAGCCGGUCAUCCCAUGCCCACGUACCAGUCUCCAUCCUUCCUGGCCAUUUUCAUAUCACCUGUGAACCCCAGGACACAUGGGAGUUACAUAGUCCAAGGGAGGUAAUCCCAUGCUCCUGCCUCCAUGACUGUAGAAACCUAGAGUCCCUAGCACUGAUGGAGCCUCAGUGUAAAUUAACAGGAAUCUCUCAGCGAAAAAGCAGACAUGUUCACUCACAAUUCUAUGAGCUUCAGGGCCAUAGUAGCAAGGAUCUAGCAAAGACUGAACUGAAUCUCUCAGGAAGAUUCCGUGAGAGGGUCCCAAGAAAGUCCCAGCUAAGGAAGGAUAUGAGGAGGAAUCUUGGGUAUAUCCUAGAGAAGAGCCCACAAAGGGUCUCAGAAUGCUACCUAGUGAAGGGUCGCAGGGCUGCCUUGGAGACAACAAGUAACUGUGUGUGUCAUUCAAGGAAUCACUCAGGGAAUGAAUUAUUAAAUGUCUCAAGGAAGGAGACAGACCAGAAUCAAAUCAAAAGCGCUCUUAGAUUACAUAUGAGCAAGAAGUUUUGGCAGAUCACAGCGGGUAGGAUUCCUAUAGGUGUGUGUUAUUCAUGGCUGGCUGAUGACAAUACAUUGCCUUUCUCUGGGAGUUCCCAGACUACCUCAGAAAACACAAAUUCAAAAAAGACUCUGGUGGGUAGGGUUUACUGCCAGGUCACCACUCUAGGACUUUCUUUUCUUGAUCCCAAUACACGACAGGUACUAGAGGCACAUAUUAUAAGAUUUCGCAUGAGUCAGAGGUGGGGUCUACCCCUCAGGGUUCUUGAAUCCAUAAAAUUCUAUAUGUUGAGAGAAGCCAAAACAUGGCCUCUUCCCCAAGUUGACUUUCCCUCCUCAGCCAUGCAUAUUUCUGGGGUGGAUUCCAAAGCUGAGUUUUUUAAACCCCUUGAGGGAAGCUCCAAAACUUUUUUGGGAAACAGGGUGAGAACAGCAAAUUCAGUCCCCACCCUGGAUCAUCCUCUCCCUACUAUGUUAUCUGUGGGCAAUGCAGGAUGGGGGGUCCUGAAGGCAUCACACUCUCACACUGACCAGAGUCCUGCCCAGUGCAUCCAGAUACCUGAGUGUGGCAGCCAGACUUUUCAGCCCCUUACACACAGCAUCGGAGCUCAGGUCAGACCCAGUGAGACUGUACCAGAAAACACAUGUGGCCCAGAGGUGCCCACAAGGCAAGCUGCGGCUGGACAUGAGCCAAGGCAUGAGAAUGUGGGUUCCAGCAACAGAGUAGAAAUGGUACAGGGCAAAGUGAUGGUGGAGAAGAAUUUAGAAGAAUUUGCCAUGUCCAACCUGUCCACGGAUAUAUUCGACACCGAGGAGCUCCGUACUCUUCAAUCCCAAUCUUGUGACACCUUGACAACCAGUGAGUUGGGAAGCUCCAAAAUGAGAAGUGUCAGUAGGAGUAAGGUAGAAACUGCCCUGACCACUGAACAUCCGUCACCAAAAAUACUGGUUCCCCAAGAUUCUAAGCUAUCAGAGCUGAAAAGACAGCUUCUGCGUGAGUUAAAGUUUAAGUUGGAGAGUGAGGAACAUAACCAGGCUCAAAGAUGUCCCACUGACAUGCCCCUUACUUCAGAUAGCUUGACUUCCAAGGCUUCACUGACUCCGUCCCAGAGUGUCUGCAGCGGGGUCUUGGAAGCAUCCCAGGUGCUGCAUGUCCAAUUGGAGGAUAGCAGAAUUAGCAUGGGGCAGCAGCAGGAGUCCUGGGACUCUAAGGUGGCCUUCCGUAAGUGUCAGACUAAGAAUUUCCCACAAAGAAAAAGUGAAAGGAAAGUGAGACCUCAGGAUGAUUCCAAAGCAAGAAAAUGUAGAAGUGAGGACUCAGGAGUAGGGACAUCUGCAGGCAGAAAGGAGAGCUACCGUGUUGAGGACAGAAAAUUAGAGAGUGCUUCCCCAUCUCUGUCACAGAAUGAACAGUUUCCUCCUGAAAGUUACUUCAGAAAAAAGAUGAGGCACUUCCUUCAGUGGAUCAAGUCCAAGAAAAAAAUCACAGGGCAGCAGGAAUGUCCCCAGCAAGAAGGCAAGUUCAUGUCAACCUUAGUGCAGCACCAAGACCCAGUUGAAAGUGUGACUAGUUUUGUGAGCGAUGGGCCCCCUGAAGCUCACAAGCUCAUGACUACCACUGGGAAGGUCCUAGAAGAGAAGCUGGCAUGUAGGUACGGAUCUGAGGCCUCAGCAGUAAGCCAGCAGCAGGAGGAACUACAGGCCCAGGUAGGGCCUGCCCAGAGAUAUUCCUCCAACUAUUGGGCUCUCUCUGAGCCACAACAAAAGAAACGGGCAAGUAUCAAGUCCUGCAGCCAUGAAGCCGUCUGUGCUGACCAGAACCGUCUUAGCAGUGUCAGACAGAACAGACACAGGGUCAGAGAUCCCCGAAAAGUUGUGACCUUCAAGGGCCAGCUAUUAAGCCAGAGUCAACCCCCUUCUUCUCUGCCUUCCGGGGAGCCUGUGUCUCAUCCAAGCCCCACCUGUGUGCAUCAAGUAUGCCAGGUCCUUUCGGCCACCAGGGGUGACCCUGAUGAAAGUACUGUGUUUAGUGAUUUGACUCUUCUACUCAAGCAGAAAAUGCUUCUCCAGCACUUCCACAGAGAAAAAUUUCCCUGAAGAAAUCAUUCCAUCCUUGUUAAGAAAGCCUCACAGUUGUCAUGACAAUAUAUCCUCUGAUGAGGACAACCUUCAGCACAACUA
This is a messenger RNA of Zalophus californianus (California sea lion), 4407 nucleotides long. Its product is annotated as spermatogenesis-associated protein 31D1-like. Lineage: Eukaryota; Metazoa; Chordata; Mammalia; Carnivora; Otariidae. The transcript is spliced from 4 exons. The record is from RefSeq and is a predicted model, not a curated record. The coding region runs from base 952 to 4323 and encodes 1123 amino acids.